Chlorocebus sabaeus (green monkey) is the source of this 1029-nucleotide messenger RNA. The record is from RefSeq and is a predicted model, not a curated record. Lineage: Eukaryota; Metazoa; Chordata; Mammalia; Primates; Cercopithecidae.
AUGCUUGUAGUGGAUCAAGGCAAGAUAGAGUUUCUGAAAGGAGAAUUUACAUACAGGAUGUAUACCAUUGACAUGCACAGCCAGUUGGAACUGAUCGACUGUCGGUUGGAUACCCAGCCAGGCACAUCCCUGAUUCCUCUGGUAAGUGAUGGUGAGUAAUCACCUCUGGGGUUCCAGGCCACCUUCUACGAGAACGGUUACACGGGGGACGGGAACACCAAGUACAAACUGGAUAUUUACUUAAAACAGCAACAGCACUGGGGCAGGACGGACUUCAACUUCACUUCCAGCUUAAAGAGAGCCACCAUGUCUACAACUGUGGACAUAGCAAAUAAGGAAAUUUAAUGUGUGGAUAUCAAGCCACUGGUAGUCACACUGAUUUCAGUUGGCUGUGAUCUGGAUAAAAAGAUCGGCUAUUCAGAAGUAACCGCCUGUUCCGAGGGCAUCCUGGAUGCCUUGGCCCUGCAAGACAAUUACAGCUUCAUCAUCGACAAGGAAUUCUACGAACCCAGCUUCCAGGGGCGGCAGUCCUCCAAGGACCUGCACGUGUUUUACUCCUACCAGCAGCUGGGCUGUCCUCUCCUCGUCUACUAUGAUACCCCAUGGAAGCCUGUGGUGGAGCUGAAGAUCUCAGGGACUGUUUCUUAGGAGGUCGCUGAUGCUUGAGUAUGUGUUACUGAGGUGAACGGGCAGUUCUCAUACUCCUAUUCUGACGGCUGUCGGGUAAUGUGCACCUCCCAGCCGCAGAUGACCACCAUGAUAAAGGUCUGGGGGCCUUUCUUCUGGAACAGAGAGGCAAGCAUGAGCUGCCACGUCCCAACAACGAUGCUCCCUUUGAGGUGGCCAGAUGUCCAGUAUCAGAUCUUGGGCGGCCGGACAGCAAACCAGAUCAUUUUCAGCCACAAAAAUGGCUUGCGUCUUCUACAUUUCAUUGUGGAUCCAUACUACAGCACAGUUUCUGCCUGUUCCGAGGGCAUCCUGGAUGCCUUGGCCCUGCAAGACAAUUACAGCUUCAUCAUCGACAAGUAA